Tetrahymena thermophila SB210 is the source of this 765-nucleotide messenger RNA. RefSeq names its product PAP2 family protein. NCBI's taxonomy places the organism in Eukaryota, Ciliophora, Oligohymenophorea, Hymenostomatida, Tetrahymenidae. The record is from RefSeq and is a predicted model, not a curated record. The transcript has a single exon.
AUGGAAACAACUCGUAAAGAAUUACUGACUUCAAAAUGCUUAGUCGUUCUUGCUUUUAUUACUGUUGUUUACUUAGGUAAGAGGUAUGCUGUCCCAUCAGUUGAAGUAGAAUGCAUUAAAGAUCCUAUCCAUGAUGCAUUAACAUACUUUAAUGAUGCAGUUAAUAAUAACUUAUCUUUGGCUAGAUUUUUGUAAAUUAGUAGCUCUUUGUUGAUGGAUAUUGUAUUUGUAACUUUAUAUGGGUACUGGGUAUUUAAUAUAUCUACAGGAAGAGUUAUUUAUGCAACAGGAUUGUUUUAUUUAGUAAGAGCUAUAACUUAAACAUUUAUAGUUCUUAGAUUUCCUGAUGGAUAUUAUUGGGAUGAUCCUCAUGUACCUAGUAUUGUAGUUCCAUAUGGAAGAACAAGCGAUUUUUUCUACAGUGGACAUUGCGGAUUCCUAAAUUUAUGUGCAUUAGAAUGGCUAAGAAGUGGAAAAAGUAAUUAUUUUAAAAUAGUUCAGCUUGUUAAUGCUUAUAUGGCUAUUGUUAUGCUGAUAUUUAGAAUUCAUUAUAUGAUUGAUAUAACAACAGCUAUAUUUAUAAGUCAUUACAUAUAUAUUUUAGUGGAGCAAAAUUUAGAUUUAUUGGAUAAUCUUUCACUCCGCUAUUACUAAGCUUUAAAAUUAAAAAUUUUUGAAUGCUAGAGAGGCAAAAAGACUGAAGAAAUUCAAGAAAGUUUAAUAACCUCAAAAGAAUUACUGCCAAUUAAGAAAUAAUCAAAAUGA